AAAGCACUUUUUAGGACUACCUCUGUUAUUCUCUUUAUUCUCUUCUACUGUCACCUCAUGAAUACCAUCAAAGGUGUCCGACUGAAAUGGGCUGAGGUUUUUGAAGACCCUAGUCUUACUCAGGAAUCGCUCAGAGCACGAGCUGUUUCGCAACAUGCCAAUUUAGGCAUUGAUGGGAUUCGUUCUAUCUGUUGGAAGGUCUACCUAUCGUGCCUGCCUUCAUUAGAUACUUCAUCAUGGCCAUAUGCAAUGAGUACAAAGCGUGAGCAAUACAAGGAACUGCGCAAGAAAUACAUUCGGUCAAUUGGGAGUGAUGAUGGGGUAGAGCCAGAUCUAGAAGUCAACAAUCCCCUCAGUUUAGCCAAGGAUAGUCCAUGGCAACAGUUUUUUGUUGAUUCAGAAUUAAGAAAGGUUAUUAAGCAGGACGUGGAUCGAACUUUACCCGAUAAUGAUUUCUUUCGAUCAGAGAAAGUCCAGGAACAAUUGAAUGAUAUCUUGUUCAUAUAUUGUAAAAUCAACAGCGAUGUGUCUUACCGCCAAGGAAUGCAUGAGUUGGUUGCGCACAUUCUCUGGGUCGUUUCGUCUGAAAGUUUGGAUGCUCAUUCCACACCUAGUUUCCCUUCCGAUCCAACUAUAGACAUAAUCAAGAAUGUACUAGAUGCAGAUUCCAUUGAGCACGAUUCGUUCACUUUAUUUUCGGCUCUAAUGAGUCGUGCAAAGCCAUGGUAUGAAUUCAGUGAUGAUACCAUGGUCAGUAGAAAACCCAAGAUCCCUAACGCAAACAGCCAUACCCAGCUAUUUGGUAGAGCAGAAAGUCCGGAGCCCACACCAGGAAAGCAAACUCCAGUGAUUGAAUGGUCUAGGAAAAUAUUUUAUUACUUGGAAAAAAUUGAUAACGAGCUGUACUUGCACCUGAAAAACCUUGAUAUCCAGCCUCAGCUCUUCGGCAUUCGCUGGUUUCGCUUGCUCUUUGGACGGGAGUUUCCUAUGGAGGAUGUUUUAACUAUUUGGGAUGGCAUCUUUGCUCAGGACCCAAAUCUUGAAAUAUGCAUUUUUAUUGGUCUAGCGCUGCUCUUACGCAUUCGAGAUGAUUGUAUGUGUUUAUCAUAGCUUUUAUCCCGUAUAAAAUGGAUGGGAAAGUUCAUCAACUAGGAACAAUUAG
Molecule: messenger RNA, 1162 nt
Organism: Lobosporangium transversale
Lineage: Eukaryota; Fungi; Mortierellomycota; Mortierellomycetes; Mortierellales; Mortierellaceae
Product: rab-GTPase-TBC domain-containing protein
Exons: 8
Coding region: 58-1110 (350 amino acids)
Biological process (GO): activation of GTPase activity
Molecular function (GO): GTPase activator activity
Source: RefSeq, a predicted model, not a curated record